GCCGCGCGUCCGCCCGCCGCGCGCCUUUCUUCCCGACGCCGGGCGCCAGGGCCCGUCCCUCCCGGGGCCGCCGCGCGCCGGGGCCGAGCCCCCGGCUGGGCCGCCCGGGGCCCCGGGAAGCGAGCGCGCGGUGCGCCCCGGCCGCGCGUCCUGCCCCGAGGCGGGCGCUCGGGGAGGAGGGAGCCGCGGCGGCGGAGACGCGCGCGGGGCGGCCGGGGGCCCCUCCGCAGCCCGAGCCGAGCCCGCGCCCGGCGCCCCGGCCCCCCGGCCCCCCGCCAUGCGGCCGCCGCCCUACCGCUGCCGCAACGGCACGUCGGUGGAGAAGGGCAGCUCGGCGGCCACCGGCGGGCUGCUCUUCGGCGCCGGGCUGCUGGGCAACCUGCUGGCGCUGGGGCUGCUGGCGCGCUCGGCGCUGCGCCCGCGCCCGCCGCGCUCGGCCUUCCACGCGCUGGUGUGCGGCCUGACGGUCACCGACCUGCUGGGCAAGUCCCUCGUGAGCCCCUUCGUGCUGUCCGCCUACGCGCAGAACCGGAGCCUCGCGGCGCUGCUGCCCGCGUCCGGGGGCUCGCUGUGCCAGGCCUUCGCCUUCUUCAUGUCCUUCUUCGGGCUCGCCUCGACGCUGCAGCUGCUGGCCGUGGCCCUGGAGUGCUGGCUCUCCCUGGGGCAUCCCUUCCUCCACCGCCGGUACCUCACCCCGCGCCGGGGCGCGCUGGUGGCGCCCGUCGUGGGCGCCUUCUGCCUCGCCUUCUGCUCGCUGCCCUUCGCGGGCUUCGGCAGGUUCGUGCAGUACUGCCCCGGCACCUGGUGCUUCAUCCAGAUGGCGCACGAGGAGCGCUCGCUGCCGGUGCUGAGCUACUCGGUGCUGUACGCCAGCCUGCUGCUGCUGCUGGUCCUCGCCAUCGUGCUGUGCAACCUGAGCGCCAUGCGCAGCCUCUGCGCCAUGCGCCGGCGGCUGCCGCGGCGCCCGCGCCCGGGCCCCGGGGAGCGCGCCGGGCCGGGCGCGGGCGGGAGGAGGGAGGCGGCCCCGCGGCCCCUGGAGGAGCUGGACCACCUGCUGCUGCUCGGCCUCAUGACCGUGCUCUUCACCACGUGCUCCCUGCCUUUGAUCUAUCGUGCUUACUAUGGAGCGUUUCAAGCUGUUUACGAGAAGAAUGGAACUGCUGAAGAGACUGAAGACCUCCAAGCCUUGCGCUUUCUCUCUGUGAUCUCAAUUGUGGACCCCUGGCUUUUCAUUAUUUUCAGAACAUCGGUAGUUCGGAUGUUUUUUCGCAAGAUUGUCAUAAGGCCUCUUAUGUAUAGAAACUGGCACAGCAAUUCUUGCCAGGCUAACACGGAAUCCAGUUUGUGACCGUGUGUUAACCUCUCUGGUAAGCUCAGGAAUAGAUCACAUUUUCUGGCAAAGAACCAUAAUCAAAAAAAACUUACAAUUUAUAUCCUUAAAAGCUAUGUCCCGUAACAAAGCACAUAAAUGUAUUUUCAAAACUAUUUGAUCGAUCUGAAUCAUGUGUUGUCACUCUGUAUUCAUGACCCAGUUCAGUGGAGUUUUUCAUUUUGAGUUGUAAUAGCAGCUACAAUUUCAAAUAUUGUGAACAAUGUUAAAAGUCUUAAUGCAAUGGUAGUAAUUGUUGCAAUGUUUGCACUUGGUGUCCCUAAUUUUUUAAGGAGGUCUUGAGACCUCUGGGUCUUUAUUUAAAUCCAGCAGAAACACCACUGUUUACUAUUAUGUGAUAGGUGUUCUUAAAUUUCCUUAGCCUCUGUAUUUCUAGCGAAACCUGAUUUGUUUAUUUUGUGUCACAAUUGCCCCUGUUUAAUUCUUUUCUUUGCCAACUGAUGCAAGUAUAGCCUGACUUAUAGAUGCUCCUCAGAGAAGAAAGGUGGAAAAUAUAGCUAGGUCAGGCAUUUGGCGGUUCCUUCCCCAGCCACCCUCUGGGAGAACGCUCACUGGUUUGUGUGAAGAGGCAAAGCUAUAAAUAAGUAAACACAAGGCAAGAUGCAACUAUGGUCUACAACCUAGAGAAGAAAAAAUUAUUUUUAUCCUUUGAAAUCCAGUUUCUUGUGUGUUGAGGUAGGGGUGUCAGUAGGCAUGAAAGUUUGGGAGUGGCCUGCAGAAUGUUGUUUCAGUUUUUGGAACUCCAUGUUGCAGGCCUAUCAUGUUGAUGGAUUCUUUGGUGGGGAGAGAUUUAUGGUUCUUUGAAAGACAGUGAUGUAUGACUUCCCGGAGCAUGUUUACCACGCAUGGCUGUGACACAGCGGGCAUUCAGCACAGUGACACGCUCCCCGGGACUCAAUCAGCCUCAGCUGAGAGCGUGGCAGCGACCUUAAUAUCUACCUGUUAGAGCCACACUCUGCCCUUGGUGGAGACGGGAGGACUUUAUUCAGGAUCCUGAGAGAGAUGCUUUCAAGCCGGGGCAGCGUGCGGCUCAGAUGGAGUUCAGCCAAGCACUUUAAUUGUACACAAUGUUUACAAAGGUUCGCAACACUAUGACCCAAAGGGGAAAGUGGGGGAGAUACAGCUGCAGCUGUGAAACCAGAGACUAGACCCAGCUUGCAGGGAAGAACUUUCUCCUUGGCUGAAAGAACACACGGGGGCGUCAGAGGGGUUUUGGCAUCUGUGGGGUCCCUUUGUACCCGACACACUGGGACUCUGAGCUGGAGUGCCAGCUACAUUGGAAUAGCCUGAGACCCCCGUUCAGCCAUCAGAGACCAGAGGAUCUGCCGUGUCUCCAGCUCAGCGGCAGCCCUCGUUUCCACCCCUGGUGUAUCUCAGAGGUAGUAUUAACCUGGAAAUAUAUGUGUAUUUUUUGUGUGUGUAGCAACACUGUGAAACGGCCAAAUUAGGAAUGCGAGAAUUAUAAUCUCAGAGUAUGAUGUGAGGCAAAAUGCCCUUGUUUUCAAGUUUAACUCUCAUUUGUGUAUUUAGUGUGAAGUGCCUGUGCGUUUUGCUGUCAGAGGAAGUGCAUCUUUCUCGUGCUCUUCUUUUGGAAGGAGUGUUAUGAUCAUUGUCAAGGUCAUUUGAAAAGUUCCCAGAUGAAUCAAUAAACAUAACUUUAUAAUAUUUUGCAAAGAAAAUUACUUUUCUUCAGAUGAAAUAGAAGGGUUUAGUUUUUUGGUUUGGUUUGGUUUGGUUGUUUUGAGUAAAGGGCUACGACCAAUCUUUCAU
This is a messenger RNA of Hippopotamus amphibius kiboko, 3160 nucleotides long. RefSeq names its product prostaglandin D2 receptor (gene PTGDR). Gene Ontology annotation, biological process: positive regulation of cytosolic calcium ion concentration; inflammatory response; G protein-coupled receptor signaling pathway. Lineage: Eukaryota; Metazoa; Chordata; Mammalia; Artiodactyla; Hippopotamidae. The transcript has 2 exons. Gene Ontology annotation, cellular component: plasma membrane. The record is from RefSeq and is a predicted model, not a curated record. Bases 278 to 1348 code for a protein of 356 amino acids. Gene Ontology annotation, molecular function: prostaglandin D receptor activity.